AUGCAAAGUAAUGAGAAAUGCAUCAAAUAUUUACCAAUGACAGAGUUUACAAUAAUGAGCACAAGUCGAAGUCACCGAAUCUAUCGCAUUGGGACGAACGCAAGCAUGGCCGAGACCAACACAGUAUCAUGCGAGGACAUCACGGACACCCUGAAAGAGAUGAGAGCAAUAGAUGACAAAAUUAUCUAUGAGCUUAAUCUUGCAACUCCAACACAAUCUUUUCGGAAUGAGGUUGACCCCAGGAUACACUGCAAAACCCUCUAUGAUCAAGUAAGUUCUCGAUAA
Messenger RNA from Penaeus vannamei (Pacific white shrimp), 285 nucleotides. The record is from RefSeq and is a predicted model, not a curated record. Lineage: Eukaryota; Metazoa; Arthropoda; Malacostraca; Decapoda; Penaeidae.